Molecule: messenger RNA, 807 nt
Organism: Pseudomyrmex gracilis
Lineage: Eukaryota; Metazoa; Arthropoda; Insecta; Hymenoptera; Formicidae
Product: odorant receptor 47b-like
Exons: 5
Biological process (GO): sensory perception of smell; detection of chemical stimulus involved in sensory perception of smell
Cellular component (GO): plasma membrane
Molecular function (GO): olfactory receptor activity; odorant binding
Source: RefSeq, a predicted model, not a curated record
AAACCUUACGAAAGAGCGAUUGUUCAGCGAGAAUACGUCGAUAAGUGUGCUCAAUUCUAUGGUUUUUGUAUAGGAAUUUUUUACAUGAGUCUGUUUGGCAUGUUCUUGGAACCCAUCAUGCUGGACCAGUCGCUUCCAGCACCUGCUGAAUUUCCAUUUGAUGCGUCCCGCCAACCGCUGAGAGCUAUUACGUAUACGCACCAAAUCAUAAUGGGUCUGUUCAUAGCCUCGCAGUUGUCCGCGAACGCUUUUAUGGCGCUGUUACUUUGGUUAACGUCAGCGAGAUUUAAAUUGUUGAUCGAGGAUUUACGGUCCGUUACAAAGUUCCGUGAUUUUGUAAAAUGCGUCAAAACGCAUCAGCAAUUACUUGAGUACGCAGGAGAAGUAGCUCAUACAGUUCGCAUCUUUGCAUUAGGAACGAUAUUCUUCAGUACAAUAUCGUUACUAGUACUUGGCCUUAUUUUUAUUAUAAGAGUAUCGCCCGCUUUGAAGAUUGAAUGUGUCUUUUUAGCAGUCGGCGCAUUGUUGGAAGUGUUCAUGUAUGCGUGGCCAGCGGAACACUUGAUUCACAUAAGCAAUGAUGUUGCACAGGCAGCGUUUGAAACUGAUUGGCAUAACAAUUCUUCGGAAGCUCUUCGAAAAAGUUUACAGAUGAUUAUACUACGGAGCCAGAAACCGAUAUUUGUUGUAUUGCCAUGCGGUCUGCCAUCGUUGUCUUUAUCUUAUUACGCAUCGUAUCUGUCAACUCUAUUUUCUUACUUUACCACAAUGCGAAUAAUGUUUGAAGAGCAAAAUAACGGAGCAUAA